Messenger RNA from Lactuca saligna, 610 nucleotides. Lineage: Eukaryota; Viridiplantae; Streptophyta; Magnoliopsida; Asterales; Asteraceae. The record is from the annotation of a GenBank genome assembly.
AUGGGAUGCAAAAUUUUAUGUGAACGUGGACGGCAAUCUACACGUCAAUUUGAGUCUAAACAUGUCCAGAUGUCAAUUGUGAAUGAGAUUGAUUUCUUCAUGAACAACAGCUUUGAAGUUGUGUUUCUUGUGUUCUUUCUCUUCCAAUUAAACAUGAUCGGUUUUGCGUUCAUGUUUUCUCCGACCAUCUGGUCUUUCUUCCCACCUAAUCUUCUUGCUAAAGCCCUUCAGUUGCUUUCUGAUGCCACUUCCACUCCUAAAGACCCUGGUAUCAGCUGGAGCCGUAUAGGGGAGUGUGCACCAAAUGACAAUGACUGUCUAAUAAAUAUGAAUGGUUUGAUCUCUGGAAGGAUGGUGGCUAAAAAGAAUGUAUAUGGUUUUUGGUAUUGUCUCCUAAUCCUCAGAUCUAGCUUGCAAUGGAACACGAUUCAACCUUCAUGUAUGAAUUUCAUAAUCAUGUCUCACACAAAGGUCAAUCAGAUCCACUUAAGGGGAACCACUUAGUCAUAUUUGGUGGAAAAGAUGCAAACAGAACCUGAGAUGAAAUCGAAACACUGAUUUUGAAGGAGAAAUAAGUAUCUCAACAAACUAACUAUAGCAAUGUCAUGAG